CAACGAGCUGGAAGAUGCUGGUGUGCAAAAGAUCAUUACUGCGCUUCCAACAAUGAUGAGUCUGAAGAAAAUUGAUUUAGGCAGGAAUAAUAUCACCGACCGAGGUAUUCUCAUCAUAACCAAAGCCAUGAACAUUUGUUCCAGUAUUGUGGAUAUCAACAUCAGGGAUUAUGGGAAUACUGCAACUAUCAACUUUUCCUCUGGUUUCAACAAGUCCGACCUUCACAGGUUGUCUGUCUCCCCUUCCAGUCCCCCAGAGAACAAAGCUGAUGAGAGAGCAUUCCUGAGACUCAGCCUCGUAAACUGCAUGUUAACAUUUGCGUGCAUGCAUAAGCUGGGAUUGAUCCUGUUGUCCUAUCCUCGCCUGGCGGAACUGGACUUGUCCGGCAAUGAGCUGAAAGAUCGUGGCUUCAGAGUGUUCCUCAAGAUCCUCCCAAAUCUCUCGAUUUCCAAAUUUAUUAAUCUCAGCAACAAUGGCAUAUCUGAAACUGCAGCCCUGCAUUUAUUGCGGUCCAUCAAGCUUUGCCCCAGGAUAGCCGAGGUGCGGGUCAGCCUCAAAAACUUUCAGACCGUCUUUAUAAACUUUGCAGAAGAUCAUGAGGGCACUGAUGACAGAGAUGGACGAAGCAGUGCUGGAAAUCCAAAGGCCAGACCCUGCUGCUUAACCACACUCAGCCUGACCAACUGCUACUUUCAGCUCAAACAGUUGGAAGAAUUGGUUUGUGCACUGGAUCACUGCCGUGCUCUGAGGGAACUUGACUUAUCUAAUAACUCGCUCGGAGACAAAGGCAUCAAAAAGUUGGUUGAUCUCCUUCCGAACCUGCACGUGUCAAGCCUGAUAAAUAUCAGCAACAACUCCAUCACGCUAGGCGGGGUCCUGUACCUGAUUAAAUACAUGAAGAAGAGCGAAGACGUUGUUGAGAUUGCAAUGAGUUUGAAGAAGAAUGGAAGAGGAUUACUCAAGUUCCACAGGAGCUGCAGGGAACGAGAAUCUGGCGGAUCAUCAGACCUUCUGUCUAGAGAAGCAAAAAUUGGGAAUCUGGAUUCACCAAUGCCGAAGAAAAUCAGCCUUGAAGAGUGUAAGAUGGACGAUCAGAACAUGGAGAAUCUCUGCACAGUCAUCAACGGGUGUCGUGGACUUACAGAACUCGAUUUGUCCAACAAUGGCUUGAAUGAUGAAGUUCUUACAAAACUACUGAACUAUCUGCCGGACCUACAGGACUUGAAGAUUCUGAGUUUUAGUGAGAGGCACAUUUCAUCAGACACUGUGCUGCUGCUGGCCAGCUCUCUGAAUAUCUGUGAGGAGGUUGUGGAAGUGGAAGUGAGAUCCAGCAGGAAAGCGUUGAUCAGGCUUUCGAAGAGAGGAGACAGUUACAGUGAUGGUGCAUUUUAUUUCCCACACACCAUUCCCGAAGAACUGAGCCCAACGUUCUCCCCUCAUCCCAGAUUUCAAGAAAACGGGAAGAAGCUGAGCGUUCCUCAACCCCGGUUUCUCAGCGUGAAGGACUGUGAGCUUGAUAAGAGCAAUGUGAGGGAUCUGCUCCUGAUCCUCGCUGAGUGUAAAGACUUGUGCAGAGUGGACCUGUCCUGCAAUUCCCUGGGGGAUGAGGGACUGCGGUGUCUGCGCGACUUCAUACCCAAACUGAACAUUUUAAAACUCCUCGACAUUAGUAGGAAUGAAAUCUCUCCCACUGGCGUGCUGUACCUCGUGGAGUCUCUCAACACCUGCCGAAGUGUUGCGGAGGUUGAGGUCAGCCUGGCUUCCAAUGGCAAGUUUCUGAUAAAGUUUGAGAAGAGACACGAAAAGAGGACUUGCAGAGACGGAUCGGAGUAUAAAGCUGCCCAGCCAACAUCCAACUGGGAAAAGGAGGGGCCUGACAGAGACGUGUGUAGAAGGAUCAGCUUGAGGGACUGCAGUUUUAAAGAGGAACAUCUGACGAAGCUCUCCUCCAUUGUGGAAUGUUGCAGCCACUUAACGGAACUGGACCUCUCCUGUAACAAGCUGGGGGACCGUGGCCUGAGCAGGCUGGUGGAGGUGGUAGCUGGACUCAAAGACCUGAAGGAACUUGACUUACAGAAGAAUGGGAUUUCCCUCUGUGCGAUGGCCCAUCUCUUUGAAACACUGAAAUGCUCCCAGAGCCCAUUAACCCUCCGGCUUGAGGAGCAGUGGAUCCAGGCUUCAGCUGCCGUCAAUCUUGCAGUGAGCUGCGUGCAAAACCAUCCCAAUAUUGCUGCUAUCAGGAUAAAGAACACCAGUGUUUUGGUACAACUGGCAACCAACAAUCACCAACUAGCUGGGAACUUCUGGUCUGAUAACUCCAGCUCGCUAAUGGACUCUGCACACAGUGUUCCUCCUCUGCGCCUGAUCGGACUCCGCCAAUGCGCCAUUCAAGCUCCCCAGCUUCUUGAGCUCCUGCCUGUUAUUAGAAUGUACCCACAUCUAUCGGAGAUCGAUUUAUCCCACAACGACAUCGGUGACCGAGGAGCGGAGGAGCUGGGCAAGAUUCUGCAGGAUGUCCAUGGUCUCCGCAAACUCAGCCUUGAAUCCAUCGGGACCAGCCCAGCAGGAGCGAGGAUGUUAGCAAUGGGACUCGGUCGAUGCCUUGACAUUGAGGAGCUGAAUUUGUCACAAAAUGAGCUGGGAGAAGCAGGAGCCUCCGAAAUGGGGAAGGUCUUGUCACAGAUGGAACGCUUAAAGAAGAUCAACCUCUGCAGGAGAAGGACCGCAUCUGGUAGUUCGGUCGGUGGGCAGCUGUUGGCGAAAGGACUGAGCAACUGCAUCAAACUGGAAGAGAUUAACCUGGAUUCUCUGGAGCUCGGGGACAGUGGUGUGCAGCUGUUGGCGAUGGGACUUUUGACGAUGCCCCAUUUAAAGAAAUUAAAUCUGAGGUCCAACUCUAUCAGCAGCAGAGGGGCGGCUCAGCUCGCUGACUGUCUGAGAGGCAGCACGGAGAUUGAAGACAUUGAUUUGUGUGACAAUUACAUCGAGGAUCUGGGAGCAAAUAAACUGGCUGACGUCCUGCCCAAUAUGAAACAUUUGAAGAAACUGAACCUGACUCGGAACAAUAUCACAGCAGCUGGUGGCUCCAAGGUGGUGGAAGCUCUUGGACAAUGUCCUUCAGUGCAGGAGAUCCACCUAUCCUCAAACAAGACCGGAGAUCAAACUGCGACAAGAUUGGCUCAGACACUGCCAAAGCUGCCUUGCAUGAAGAUCCUGAACCUUCAGUCCAAUGACAUUGGUGUUGAUGGUGGAGUACAGCUGGCUCGAGGGCUGUUCGUGUGCACGACCAUCGAAGAGAUCAGUCUUCCGGAAAAUAAAAUCGGGAACAAGGGAGUGCUGGAACUUGCUGUGGCCCUGAAGGAACUGAAGUUGUUGAAGAAGCUGGACCUGCGGCUGAACGGUGUGAACGACUGUGUGGUGGAGGAGCUGGCAGCCGGCCUGAGCCACUGUCCUCGCGUCCAGGAAAUUGUAUUGUCCUGGAACGGUAUCAGUGACUGGGGUGCGGUGAAACUGGCUGAAGUGCUGCCGAGAAUGCCAGGAUUGAAAAAACUAGAUUUGGAAGGGAAUAAAAUCACGGCAGUGGGGGCAGAGAGGCUGGUGGAGAGUCUCGGCCAGUGCCCUUUUAUUGAAGUCAUUCGGUUGUGGAAGAACAAUACAUCAAGAGACCAGGAGCAAAGUCUCCAGGAACAAGAGCCCAGAUUAAAUUUCAGCAGCACUCCAUAACCUGGCGGAAGCAUCUCUAUCAGCUUUUCAUACAAUACGCUACAUUUGUAUAGCGCUUUCCAUGUCGUGAGGACGUCGCAAGGUGCUGGACA
Molecule: messenger RNA, 3816 nt
Organism: Callorhinchus milii (elephant shark)
Lineage: Eukaryota; Metazoa; Chordata; Chondrichthyes; Chimaeriformes; Callorhinchidae
Gene: nlrc5
Product: NLR family, CARD domain containing 5
Exons: 46
Coding region: 53-3724 (1223 amino acids)
Molecular function (GO): protein binding
Source: RefSeq, a predicted model, not a curated record